Messenger RNA from Stylonychia lemnae, 1308 nucleotides. NCBI's taxonomy places the organism in Eukaryota, Ciliophora, Spirotrichea, Sporadotrichida, Oxytrichidae. The record is from the annotation of a GenBank genome assembly.
AUGAAUUAAGGCGAUCAUCACCCUAGCGUUGAUUUUUCACAAUUUAAAUCAUAAUCAGAUUUAAAACGUAGAAAGAGAAGUAGUCAAUAAAGACUACUUUCUUUCGGUAACUCACUGAUUUAAACAGACAAUUAGGGUGAUUCAGAUCAUUCUAUGAAGGAUAGAAGUAACAAAUUGGGACUGAUUAAAAUACAUCUAACCAAAGUGCCUAAUUUUUAUAAUCUUAGAUUGAGAACAAAAGUUAAGAAUACAAGUAAAGAGCUUAUUAAAAGAUUCAAGGAGAAACUUGAUCAAAUAUAAAUUGUAAAUUUGGGAGGAUCCACGACUUCACUAGAGGUUCUUAAGAAGGCUGAAUAUUAUACAUAGCAAUAAUAUGAUAAUAUUAGAGAAGGGAGAGAAUUGCAUAACUCUUCAAUACAAUAAAAAGAGUUCUUAAGGAAUCGAAGAACCCAUCUUAACUAUAUCAAACUUAGACCAGCCUCAGUCGAGGAUAAUAAGCUAUAAAUCCCUCUUGAUAAUCAUGAUAAUCACUUGAAUGCUACUGAGGCUAAAACUUAAAUUGUCAAGCAAAAAACUUAAAAACCAAUUGAAAGGGGAAAUUUUAAUAUGACAGUUUUGAAUCCCUUGCAUACCAAACCCCCAUUGCUAAAAAAUAUUCAUAGUAUGAUGUAGCUUAAGAAACUAAAGAAAGACAAGGAAAGCAGUUAUACUAUCAAAAAAAUAUGCUAGAGUAGACUGAGUGAAUCAAGAAGUAUUCCUGGUGAUAUGACAAAUGAUUAUAUUAAUAUGAUAGAUAACAAGAGUACUGAAUAAAACCAGAUAUUAUUAAGAGAUCAAAGCCAGGAUAGCAUGAAUAUGCUCGAAAAUUGGGAGGAUAAGGAUAAAUAAAGCUAACUAAGUUCAAGGCUAAGAGAGCAGAUAAGGCAAUCUCUACUCUCAGAAUAUGAAUAUAUAAAGGAACAGUAAAAACAAGAGGACAUUGAUAGAUUAAAUGAAAUAAUGAGAAAAACAAGAAUAAACAUUAAAAAGCUUAUGGAAGAUUAAAAAGAGGAACAACUGUUUUAGAUGUCAUAAAAUAGGCAGAAAAUGUUAACAUUGCUGUUUAAAAAGGAUUUCAAUGGUUUGAAAAAGCAAUUUGUGAAGCCAGAAUAAAAAAAGCUUUUGAGACUUAGCGCAAAAAGUUAGGCUGAAUGCAAACGAGAUUUGGCAAUUUUUUCAACUUUACAAUCAUCUCAAGAGUCAUAAGAAUUCACUUAAGAUAUGGUGAACACUACUCUAGCUCAAUAAGAAAUUCAGAUAGUUGAGUGA